UCUGUCUCUCACGCUCGAGCGGAGGCGGAAGGAAGAAGAAGGGGUUUGUGAUUUGCCAAACAGCAUCAGCAGCAGUCUGAUGGUCGGGCGCGCGCAGAUUGGAGCGGGGAGGAUACAGAGCAGGGAGAGGCGCACGGGAACACUGUGAUGCGGUGACACAUGGCAGUCUGCACCGCCUGUACGCUCUGACUGCAGCGUCCACUUUCCAUUCACCGGGAGAGGCUGCUGGGCACUGGGAUGCUGAGAGGCACUGCUGGGAAGCUGGAGGCUUCUGCAACCACCGACCGGGAUCAAGCACACAAAAACAAGCUCUGAACUGACUGGGGAAUACACAGACCGCUGAUCGGAUACCCUGCUGAUUAUUUAGCCUCUCGUGUGCCUGGGGGUUUUUGUCCCUGCCGAGCCGCCGUAGCGAUGGGAGACAACGUUUCGAAGCGGUUGAAGUUGAUCUCAGCUACAGAGGCAGAGAUGGAGGAGCGCUCUUUUCCAAACCCGUACCCGGACUGGGACCAAGGAGUCCUUUCCACAAACUCCGAAGAAGACGGAGGCUACAAUGAGCCUUUUGACGCAGAGGGAAAGGUCAGCGCAGCAUUCCAGAAGAAGGUCCAGAAUAAGAUCAAAGAUCUUCUCCAGCAGAUGGAGGAGGGCCUGAAGACUGCCGACCCCCAUGACUUCUCCACUUACACCGGUUGGACAGGCAUUGCCUUGCUGUACCUCCAGCUGUACCGGGUGACCCAUGAGGCCACCCACCUGCAGAGGGCACUGGACUACGUGAAGAGGAGCAUGAGGAUCCUGAAUGGCCGUAAGGUGACAUUCCUGUGUGGCGAUGCGGGGCCGCUGGCAGUGGGCGCGGUGGUUCACCACAAACUGAAUAAUACUGCUGACAGCCAAGACUGUCUGUCCAGGCUCCUCCAGCUGCAGCGUUCAGUGCUGAGUCCAGACUCUGAGAUGCCAGAUGAGCUGCUGUACGGCCGGGCCGGCUACCUUUAUGCUCUGCUCUACGUUAACAAAGAGAUAGGACCUGACACGGUGGACGAGGGCACUAUUACAAAGGUGGUGACUGCAAUCAUGGAAUCAGGGAAGAACAUGUCAGCAGAGCAGAAGAAGACGGACCGCUGCCCUCUGCUUUAUGAAUGGCACAAGAAGCAGUACAUUGGUGCUGCUCAUGGCAUGGCUGGCAUCUAUUACAUGGUCAUGCAGCCAGGAGCGAGGGUUAAUCCAGACAUUUUGUCAGAGCUGGUCCGUCCCAGCAUCGACUACGUCCGCCACAAGAGGUUCCGUUCUGGAAACUUCCCGUCAUCGCUGAGUAACGAGAGUGACCGGCUGGUUCACUGGUGCCACGGAGCCCCUGGUGUCAUCCAUAUGCUGAUCAUGGCUUACAAGGUGUUUAAAGAGGAGAAGUACUUGAAGGAGGCUGCAGAAUGUGCUGAGGUGAUCUGGCAGCGGGGCCUGCUCAGAAAAGGCUACGGCAUCUGUCACGGCACUGCGGGCAACGGCUACGCCUUCCUGUCCCUUUAUAAGCUCACCCAGGAGAAGAAAUACCUGUACCGUGUCUGCAAGUUUGCCGAGUGGUGUUUGGCCUAUGGGACCCACGGCUGUCGCAUCCCAGACAGACCCUACUCUCUUUUUGAAGGCAUGGCGGGGGCCAUCCAUUACCUGUCAGAGGUGGCGAAGCCUGAAGCCUCCUGCUUCCCUGCCUUUGAACUUUGACCUGCCAACUGAUGGGACUGAGGAGGAUGAAGGGGAAUGGGACAAAGUGUAUUGGACAAAACUUCAGUCUUUGUUUGAGAACUGGAUGAGGAUGUAUUUGUGAUGCAGCUUUCAACCUCAGUCAGCACAGUUGAUUGGUGGAGUUAACAUGUGGUUUACGGAAUCGAAAACAUGCAAAAAGAUAAAGGGAAGAUAUGUUUCGGACAGAACUUCAGGUUGAAUGUUGUUUAUCUAGUGCUGUAUUAAAGAGGACAAGAUUUCUCCUCCUGAAUUUGGACACUUGCGUCCUGCAGGGCCUAUCAUAGGAACACUGUCCAAACUUGUGGACCCUUCAGCACUGAGAUCCUCUGUCAUCAACCGGUGUAUGGGGCAUAGAAAUGGGCCCCAUGUCUGUCCCUCACCCAAUGAAUUGCCAGCUGGCAUGAACACAAAGAACACACUCGAACCCUUAGCCUUUAAUAUCAUAGCACCUAGGCCAAGAAAGGGGGGGCUGUGUGUCUGUGUGUGAAGUGAACUAAAGCUGUUUUGGUAUUUCUAUGCCUCUGCAUGCUCACUGUAAUUGGCUCUUGGUGCCUCAUAUCCUGUCAGUGUAGUAACUUCCUCUUCCUGUGUUUGUAGGUGUGCAGUUUCACUUCUCCAGGUAUAUGUCACAUCAUGGGAGAGAAGUUUCUCUCUCAUCAUUCUUCUGUGGUGACUGACCAGAGAAUGUUAGGCAGUGUUGUAUAGCGUAGAAACAAUGAUUCAAGGCAUUUUUUUGCCCCUUUUUUGAACAAGUCUAUAUCGUGUUUUGUGCUGUAUCAGUCAUAAAUUAUUUAAGCCUUACGUUCAGUUUACUACAACAUGUACUAUUUAGAAGAACCCAUUGUGCUAUUAAGUUGCAUUUCAGUUGGAAAAGUGGAGGUGACACCAGGGGGCAAUCCAGAUUAAAAACUACACUGUGGGAACUGUCAUGUUUCCCAUCUUUAUACACAGUCUAUGGGUGGAACAAGCAGCUGGGCUGAAAGAUAGUCACACCUAGUAAUGGAGGGAGACGCUACAGGACUGUAUACAGCAGGCGGCCGGCAGCUGUUAUUUCCCAGACUGUGGUAACAUUAAAUUUGGUGAAUUAAAGAUUUGCUGUGACCAACCUGGAGCUGGUGAUUGUUGAAACGCUACUAGUGUGUCAUUAUUUAGUGAAAUCCUGCACAGUAUACCUCAAAGCAACAGCUAAAAAUAUGCCCUUGUUUUUGCUAUUUCUCUUUUUAUUAGAUAUGUUUUUUACAGCCUAAUUGAUAUGUUUGAUCAGAAAAUAUAGGCUAUUAUUCAGUUAUUACAAAAACACAACACACACAAACAAACAAACAAAAUACCAUACACUAUAUAAUAUUAGAACAUGUCAGUACUCUAUUACAUCCCAGAUUCUAAUUUACCUCAGAUUUUACUUUGACAUUGCUUUACCGAUAUUCCUUGGUUUCAACAAAGGAAAAUCUGAGGUAAUUUAGAAACUGUGAUAUAAUAACAUACUUUGUCCAUUAGAGAGCACUGACAUGUUUUAAUAUCCAAGUGUAUGGUAUUUUGUUUGUGUUUGUUGUGAUCAUGUAAUAACAGAAUAAUGGCCUGUAUUUUGUUGUCAAACAUCAUCAAUUAGGCUGUAAAAAAAGAAUAAAUACACUUUUUCCUCAGUUCCAAUUAUUGCCAUGAGGUAGAGAAACAUUCAUUUAUUUUUAAAAUGUAUCUAAAAUACAAUAUAACAUAUGACACACAUAUUGCAUUUUAGGUGAAUGAUGUUGUACUUUGUUUUCUUAUAUUGUAUAGUUUGGUAUAGUGAAGCACUUUGUAACUCUGGUUAAGAAAAGCGCUAUAGAAAUUAGAUUUAUUUAUUUAUUAAGGUCCUAGCACCGAUGACAGUUUGGUGAGGACCAUAUUAAAAUUGCUAAGAUUAUUAUUAUUACGCUUUUUAUUCGUUUUUGACGAUUUUUGGACGACAUACUAUAUUAUGUUGGUUUUUCAGUUUUUAAUGGAGCAUUGAUUGGUACUGAUAAGUCCAAAUUGUCCAUUUGUCUUCAUGCAGUGUCUCAUAAAUGCCUUAAAUGAGGAUUUUGAAAUAAAUACAUGGAAUUCAUUCCAUUGAAUGUCA
Molecule: messenger RNA, 3826 nt
Organism: Plectropomus leopardus (leopard coralgrouper)
Lineage: Eukaryota; Metazoa; Chordata; Actinopteri; Perciformes; Serranidae
Gene: lancl2
Product: LanC lantibiotic synthetase component C-like 2 (bacterial)
Biological process (GO): peptide modification; carbohydrate metabolic process
Cellular component (GO): plasma membrane
Source: RefSeq, a predicted model, not a curated record